Messenger RNA from Somion occarium, 2460 nucleotides. NCBI's taxonomy places the organism in Eukaryota, Fungi, Basidiomycota, Agaricomycetes, Polyporales, Cerrenaceae. The record is from the annotation of a GenBank genome assembly.
AGUUGCAGGUGCUAGGGUCUCCUUCAUGUCCUCUGAUAUCUGUCGCUAGCAAUUGUUCGCCGCUAACGGCUAUUACCAGGCGCUGCGAUCGAUCAACGCAUUUUGGCGAACAGCCAAAGGUGGAGAUGACAUCAGGGAGCCGUUUAUUGACGGUUGCGUCACUGGGCCCGGAUGCGGAUCUUGUAUAUAAAUUCUGCACUCAGGGGCUGCACUAGUCUCUUACUGUAACUUGCAACGAUGACUGGCAUUCCCCCAACCAUUCCCCAGGAUACUACCCAACCCCAUACGCCCGCGCACGAGUGGGCCAGCAAGACGACCUCCAUGCUUGACCCCGACACUACUAAUACCGCCUCUAGCAUGAAUCCAACCACCAAGGACAUGCUUGAGCUUGAGCACCCGCCGCCUGCUCAGGCGACUCUCUCAGGUUCCAGCGCUGCGAGUACGCCUGGAUUCCCUGGUGCAUACCAUGAAGACCGCGAAGAGAAGGCAGGCGUAGGAAACGUCGACUUGAGAGAAACCGCUCACCGAAUGUCCCAGAGUGUUCAAGAUGCCGCCCAGUCUGUAGGCGAGACUGCGGCUCAAUACCUUCCCAAGAGCGUCGUCGAUACCGUAGCUGGCUACAUGCCUGCUCGUCCGCCGCCCGGUACCAUUCGGGCAUCCGAACAUGACGUCCCUCAUCAGAAAUCCCUUCCGAGUACUGAACUCACCGGUCAAGGCUCUCACGAACACGUUGCCGGCGUCGGGGCUCUUCCAGGUAGCAUCUCAGAAGUUAGUGUCGCAAGGCUUCCCGACGACCGUAGUCAGACAGCUACUCCAAUCCCGACACGUCCACAACCUGCAUCCGUCCGAGCGUCCACCCACGACGUGCCUCACCAGAAAUCUCUUCCUAGUACUGAACUAACUGGUCAAGGCUCACGUGAGCAUGUCGCCGGCGUUGGUUCGCUACCUGGUAAUGUGAGUGAGACCAGCGUCGCAAGACUUCCAGACGAUCGCAGCCAGACAGUCACUCCCACCCCAGGUGGAACCUUAGGCGGUGUUGGUGCUGGUGCAGGGUUGGGUGCCGCGGCCGCCACAUUUGCUACUAAGACCAAGACGUUUGCACCUUCACCGUUGGGCGCUGGAGCCAAGAAGGAGAAAGAAGCGGAACUCCCGACAACGGAAGAGCCCUCGAUUUCUCGUCAAGCGGGUGUCGGUUCGCUUCCAGGUGGGAAGGACGAAAGCGGCGUUGCGAAGUUGCCUGAAGAGAAGGCUUCGUCCGCUACACCUGCCGCCGCCGAAGAACCCACUACCACUUCACCUGCUGAAGAACCAACUGCCACUUUACCUGCUGAAGAGAAGACUCAAGUCCCUGCAGAAACGCAGAAGGCUGAGGGGCUGAGCGCAGAGAAGGAAACGCAGCUGGGUGGAUCUGGCGCUGUUGGCGCGAGUGCAGUAGGUGCAACGAGGGAAGAGGAGAAGGUUGGUGGUCAGCAUGGCAAACCUAACCAGGAUGGUCACGAGCCUCUGGAAAUGCACGAUGACGAAAGCGAUCGUCGAGAGACUCGCGAUCGUCAUCAUCAUCAGCACUCCAGACCUCACUCCCCUGCCUCGUGUGCUUCCUCGCAAGGGUUGGUUGCCGAUCAACAUCAUCCGACUCUUGAACCGAGGAAGCAUGCGUUGGGGAGUGGUGGUGCGACGUGGUUUGGUGUGAAGGUUGAUGUGGAAGGCGCGAGGGCUGAAGAGCCUAGUCAACUUGAAGAACGUGAUGGUGGUGUGGGGGAAGGUUUGGAGCGGGAUGGAGAUGGAACUGGCUAUCAGACAGACUACCACCCCGCCGAACUGCAUCCUCCAGGAGAGCAGCCCACCACCACCAGCGCCACCGAAGAAACUCGUGCCGAACAAGCAAAGAAAGAGGGCCCUAGCGAGAAAGCUCACGAGAUGCCGAAACACGAAGAGCCUGCACCUGUAAGCCCUGGUAAACAUGAAAAACAUGAAGGAGAGGGAAAGAAGAAGAUUGGGUUCAUGGAGAAGAUGAAGGGCGAGGCGAAGGUUCUUUUUGGGAGAGUGGAGGGAAAGAAGGGGGAGGCGAUGGUUGAGGAGGGGAAGAAGAUCUUGGCUGGGGAGAAGCUUGAGAAGGUCAAGUCUGCGUGAAAUAUGAAGUUUUGGGGAUGAAGUGAAGUAAAGUGAAGUGAAGUGAUUGUAAUGGACUUGAUGUUUGUCUUGGUUUGGAAGUGUACUAUAUCGUUGGUCUGGUUUGAGCUGUCGGACCAUACCAAAUCUUGAAUGUAUAUGUAUGCUGUAACGUGUACUGAGUAGUUUUACAUGACACAAGUUUGGUUCGUGCUCUUGUGACGAGUCCCAUGAAUUCGAUUCCAUUUGUCCUGGUGCUAUGGACGUGCAAGACAUUUCUCUUCGCCAUCGGGGGACCUAAAUCUCACCCGUUUACUUACGAACAUCUUUGAAUAUAACUUCACUCUUCAG